Messenger RNA from Psammomys obesus (fat sand rat), 2000 nucleotides. RefSeq names its product sequestosome 1 (gene Sqstm1). Bases 39 to 1367 code for a protein of 442 amino acids. Gene Ontology annotation, biological process: endosome organization; mitophagy; aggrephagy. Gene Ontology annotation, cellular component: amphisome; aggresome. NCBI's taxonomy places the organism in Eukaryota, Metazoa, Chordata, Mammalia, Rodentia, Muridae. Gene Ontology annotation, molecular function: zinc ion binding; K63-linked polyubiquitin modification-dependent protein binding; protein kinase C binding. The record is from RefSeq and is a predicted model, not a curated record. The transcript is spliced from 8 exons.
CGCUGCCCAGCUGUUUUGUCCCUACCCAGCAGGCAGUUAUGGCUUCCUUCACCGUGAAGGCCUAUCUUCUGGGCAAGGAGGAGGCGGCCCGCGAGAUCCGUCGCUUCAGCUUCUGCUUCAGCCCGGAGCCGGAGGCGGAAGCCGAGGCCGCGGCCGGCCCAGGGCCGUGCGAGAGGCUGCUGAGCCGGGUGGCCGUGCUGUUCCCCGCGCUGCGGCCUGGAGGCUUCCAGGCGCACUACCGCGAUGAGGACGGGGACUUGGUUGCCUUUUCCAGUGAUGAGGAGCUGACAAUGGCCAUGUCCUAUGUGAAGGAUGACAUCUUCCGCAUCUACAUUAAAGAGAAGAAGGAGUGCCGGCGGGACCAUCGUCCACCCUGUGCCCAGGAGGCAUCCCGGAACAUGGUGCACCCCAAUGUCAUUUGUGAUGGUUGCAAUGGGCCUGUGGUGGGAACUCGCUACAAGUGCAGUGUGUGCCCAGACUACGACCUGUGCAGCGUCUGCGAGGGGAAGGGCCUGCACAGGGAGCACAGCAAGCUCAUCUUCCCCAACCCCUUUGGCCACCUCUCUGAUAGCUUCUCUCACAGCCGCUGGCUUCGGAAGCUGAAACAUGGGCAUUUUGGCUGGCCUGGCUGGGAGAUGGGCCCUCCAGGGAACUGGAGUCCACGGCCUCCUCGGGCAGGGGACGCUCGUCCUUGUCCCACAGCUGAGUCGGCUUCUGCUCCAUCAGAGGACCCCAGCGUCAAUUUCCUGAAGGAUGUGGGGGAGAGUGUGGCAGCUGCCCUCAGCCCUCUAGGCAUUGAAGUUGACAUUGAUGUGGAACAUGGAGGGAAGAGAAGCCGGCUGACACCAGCCUCCCCAGAAAGUUCCAGCGCAGGCACAGAAGGGAAGAGCAGUACUCAGCCAAGUAGCUGCUCUUCAGAAGUUAGCAAAUCGGAUGGGGCAGAGGAGGGCCCUGCACAGUCUCUGACAGAGCAAAUGAAAAAGAUCGCCUUGGAGUCAAUGGAACAGCCAGAGGAACAGAUGGAAUCUGAUAACUGCUCAGGAGGAGAUGAUGACUGGACACAUUUGUCUUCCAAAGAAGUGGACCCAUCCACAGGUGAACUCCAGUCUCUACAGAUGCCAGAAUCAGAAGGGCCAAGCUCUCUAGACCCCUCGCAGGAAGGACCCACAGGUCUAAAGGAAGCUGCCCUGUACCCACAUCUCCCACCAGAGGCUGACCCCCGGCUGAUCGAGUCACUCUCCCAGAUGCUGUCCAUGGGUUUCUCUGAUGAAGGUGGCUGGCUCACCAGGCUCCUACAGACCAAGAAUUAUGACAUCGGAGCUGCUCUGGACACAAUCCAGUAUUCAAAGCACCCUCCACCAUUGUGACAGUGCUUGUACCCAAGUCCCGUAACCCACCCCUUUGUCUUCUAGUUACCCUGAGUAGAGCAGCAGGGCCUCUAUAGGGCCAGGUUCUUGGCAUUCUUCCAGAGUCAGCGGGUGGGAAUGUUUGAAGCCUUUUAGGCAGUAGGAAAGUGACACGAGGGGAAAGUUCCAGGUGUGCGCAUGCUGGUGCCUGAGGACAGAGCUAGGUACCUGUGGGUGGCCUUCCUCUGCCUUCCCUAGGCCUGGCCUUGCCAGGGAGCUGCAGAGGCAGACUGCACUCCUAUUUGAUCUUGCCGCCAGCAUCAUACCAACAGUCCAGAGUUCUUGCCUGAUGGCCUUCUGUUUCCUUUGUUAGAAGUGAUUAACACACUAAUAGUUAUUUUCAAUAAGUAAAACAAUUAUGUUAAGAGGGGGCUGUCCACAGUGAGUCAAAGUGGUAGGCAACUGGGGCCUAUGGCUCCUGGGGAUGGAGAACUCACAUGAAUCUAACUGAAGGGUCUCACUAUGCACUGUUUCCCUUUUUAAUGACCACACUUCAGUUUUUGUGUUUAAUGUUGAUGCUUAAAGAAAACCCCAUGUAUCUUCCUCUGACUCGAUGUUUAAGUAACCUGUAAUAAAAUGGCAUAUGCACUUUAA